GUUUCAGCUUCAUGUAGCGGCUCCAAAAUCGUGGGUGAUACAAAUCCAAAUACUGCAACGUCACAAUCUUCCGCAGACAAAUUACAUCUGCUAUGCGGGGGUUCAGGGAACCAAUUCUACUUCGACUGUUGCGGGGCCACCACGCAAUUUAAGUUCCACGCGAAGAACACUGGAACAAUUGAGCUGCAGAUAUGGCGACCUGUGACUGGCAACAGCUAUAAACUGAUUGGACUUGUUACGAAAAUUGCAGAUAUAGCAAGUACAACUUACACAGUUCAGACAGCGAUCAAUGUACAGCGUAAUGAUUGCUUUGGCUGGUACUCAUCGAGUGACGUAAUCCCAGCCGAUAACUCGGGGAGCAUGCCGAUUGUUAGAGUACUCAACGGGGCGACCGGCACUUCCGUCGGAAGUACGAAGGACUUUACCGGUGCUACGAUUGUAUCCGAUAAACGAUAUUCCAUCAACGCGGAUAUUUCUGGGCCUGCCAGCCCCGUGUUUGGCUCGGUCAGCUACAUAUCGAGUGACACGAUACCGGAAACCACGGUGGGUGGUGUUGCGAUAGGAAAAGUGACCUUCAACGACGCCGACAGCUUGAGCCUCACAGCAAUCACUAUGGCUACGAAUAGCUAUUUCAAGCUUGUUGACAACGGAGACGGAACUGCCGAUGUCAAUACCACGACGAAUGUGGCUACUUAUCCGAUAUCUGACCUUGCGGGAACGAGCGUGACCUUGACCUUCACUGCGACUGACCCCUGUGGGGCUACGGCAACUGGAACAAUGAACAUCAGUAUUCAAAACAAUAGACCCACGUUGACCGGUCUGGCUCCCGGCGUCACGACGUCAGAGACGGUGGACACGGAACGCUCUAUAGCCAACUACACGUGUUCGGACUCACUACACGACAUUGCCGGCAGCAUCACCGUGGCGCCGACCUCUACACCGGCCUUUUUUAUCUCGCGAUUCCUGUCUGGCACGUCCAAAAAUGCAGUCUACGAGAUUGUGAUUCCUGCCCAGACAGCGACGAAUCGUUUCAACUACGACUUGGUCAACUCGUACACGAUCGUAGUCAAAUGCUCGGACAGCAAACCCUCGGGUACUGCCUCCGCCACCAUUGUGGUCAGUCUGUCUCCGAACAAGCCACCGCAAAUCACAAAUCUACCGUCUGCAACAUCACUGAACGUGUCGCAGACGAAACUGAAUGGUGACGUUAUUUUUACCGUCCUCUAUUCUGAAUCCGAUCCAGACGACACAGUCGAUUUCACGUGGACUUGCAGUCCAACCGGAUGCCCGUUGACUGUGCUUGCAUCUGGUGAGAUUCAGCUGACGGACGACAUGGUGGACGCCAACGCGAACGCAUAUAACGUUAUCAUUACACCCCGUGACAGUCGAAACAACGCAGGGAAUCCCCGGACGUUGACCAUCAAAGUAACAGAUUUCAACAUUGUCCCGGCGUUUACCAACCUGCCUGCGAGUAUUCCAUUAAACGAGAACAUCGUCAUCGGCUCCACCGUGGUCACCGUGUCGUUCAGCGAUGGUAAUGCGGCCGACAAUCACACCUUCACACUGGGGACGUCACCGUACUUCCAGAUGGUCGAUCCGUCAUCCGGCGUUAUCACCACGAAGGCAACCAUCAACUACGAGGCGCUAGGCGGCGUGUUUUUAUACCCUAUAAGGGUCACCGUAAGUGACGGAACGGCGACGUCAACGUCUACGGUGACGUUUGUAAUAAAUAACGUCAAUGAGCCGCUGGAGUGGAAUGCCGCCAUAUAUCAAACCGAUAUUGCGGAAGGGUCGCCGGUUGGUAGCACAGUGCCCGAUCCAGGGUUCGCCAUCACGGACGAAGACGUUGGGGAUACCUAUAAGUGCUACAUGAACUGUGGGGCACUGGCAGGCUAUUUCACUAUGACGACAGCUUGCGUCAUCAAGGUGACGUCAGUCUAUAGCUUGGACGCGGGGCUGACCAGUCCGGUUGUCUGCAACCUUACCGCAGUGGACACGGGCGCACAUACGGCUACGGCCACACUAACAAUUACAAUUGACGACGCGAAUAACUACUCGCCUGCGUUAUCGCAGAGUUACUACGGAUUUACGGUGUCGGGAUACGCCGGAAGUGGUACAACUGUCGGGACCGUCAACGCCGUCGACGCCGACACUGGGGCUUUCGGAACGUUCACCUACUUUCUGAACACGUCGGCAUUACCUGGGAAUUACUUUACAGUAGAUGGCGUCACCGGAGUGGUGAGUACAGUGGUGGACAUGGCGACCACAUGCAGGUGUUCGAGCACCUCAUUCACCAUGCCCCUGACGGUUACGGACGCUGGUGGGCGUUCCGGAAGUGCCCAAGUGAUCAUUUACGUGUCUGAGGCCACAACAACCACUACUACAACGACAACUGCAAGAUUCAAGAAGUUCUUCGAUGAUUCGAGAAACAUCGCCUGGUUUUCCGUUGCGAUGAUAUUGCUUGCAGUGAUCGCGGUUGUGACGCCUUACGUUAUGAUCCGUUACGUAUGUAUGGGGCCCAGCUUGUGUCGCAAUCCACUCCAGCCCAGACCCCGAUUUUCUGAGCAAAUACGAAACCACUCGAAUGGUUCAGCGAAGUCAACUGUGCCACAUGUGGAGAAACAGGUGCCGACUGUACGGCACCCUCCGCCUCCGAAAGAAAUGCAGUCAUGGCGGACACAGCGGCUGUACUAAAACGCUAUGAUUUGAAGAUUUUUCUACGAAUGACGUCGCUACACAUAACGCAGAACCAUUGUAGAAAACUGGUGACAAUGUCAGAAGAAAAAACCUGAUUGCACAUCGCUUGAUUACUAUAAGCAUGUCUUCAUAGACAUGUGCUCUACGAUCUUUUGCUUGUUCGGUUAUCAAAUUGUUCAUUAUAAGACAUAACUUGCACACAUGUUUUCACAUCCUCUGUCUGCCUUUAAAGGUGUUACAAUCUUGGUCCCAUAAUGCAAAUUCAUUUGAAACCUUCUCCAAUGUCAUACCGGAAAUGUCAUACCGGAAAUGUAUUUACAAACCUUUAAUAGACCAUUAAUCUCGCUCGAAGAUGCUUUGCUAAUUGAUCUUUAUAAGCAAUCAUAUUGUUACACGUGUGCACGUAUGUGAUGUAAACAUCAGUUUUGUUAACUUAACGAUGAAUAGCUGAUUUUUGUGGAGCUGUGUUACCAUUCUUUUCACCUUCGCUGACCUUGUGAGCCUCCAAUGAAAUUUGAAUAAAAUUUCCCGCCAGUAGGCGAAAAACUGUUUGAAACAGAAAACGUGCAAUCCACAAGCAGUUAACACAAUAACUUUAAUAGGUAAGUCAAUUGAUUUUAAUUUGUGUGAAGUAUAUGGUAUGAAAAGGGAUACUAGAGUAUAUUUUAAAACGAAGUUAACAGCACGAUCAUCGUGAAACAAAUUUAUCUCCUAUUAAAAGGCUCGAGGGAUAGAACAGUUUCACACUCAACUCUCGUCAUAACUACAGUCUGUGUGUUAUAUUUGGAACAUUGUCAGCACCAGAGCAUUUGUAAUUUAAUGCUAUGUUAUCAUAUUUAGUAAUUACUACAAUUUUGCGUUUUGUGCACUUGUAUAUUUUAGAUCAUAGAAGUAUUGCUGUUCCCUAUCCUUAUAUGUUUUUACCACAAUAUUUUCAUUUGUUUUAUUAAUUUGACCGUUAAACAUGUAAAAUUAUUUAGCUUUAUAAAACCGUUUUCCAGCACA
Molecule: messenger RNA, 3702 nt
Organism: Dreissena polymorpha
Lineage: Eukaryota; Metazoa; Mollusca; Bivalvia; Myida; Dreissenidae
Product: protocadherin Fat 4-like
Exons: 20
Coding region: 361-2694 (777 amino acids)
Biological process (GO): homophilic cell-cell adhesion
Cellular component (GO): membrane
Molecular function (GO): calcium ion binding
Source: RefSeq, a predicted model, not a curated record